AUGUUCGGCCUUGUCAGAGUUCUGUUUGUUGCGAGCCUGGUGCAUGUGAUCGUCGCCCAGCAGCUCUUUGACAACGAGCCAACAUGUGCUGAAAGCUGUUACGCAAACGCAGUCUCGAUCAGCGGCUGCAGUCAACAGGACCUUGCAUGUCAAUGCCGGGCCCCGAACUUCGCCGGGAUCGGUCUCGCCGGCGGAGCAUGCUUCCUCGCACAAUGUAGCCUCAACGAUCUGUCAAUCCUAUCCUCGGCGCUGACGGCGGCCUGUGCCACGGCGACAUCACCGACGACGACGGCUACGCAGUCGACGGCUGCUAUACAGCCGACGGCCGCAAUAGCGGAGACACCUUCGCUGGACCCAUUGUUAUCGCCAUCGCUCUCGCCAUCGCUCUCGCCAUCGCUCUCGCCAUCGCUCUCGCCAUCGCUCUCAUCAUCACCGGCCGAAACAUCAGCACCCACGAGCACGGCGCGCCUCUUGAGCACCGCGACUGCGUCCGGAGAAGUGAUAGCGGCGGUGCCGACACAGUCGGCGGCCGAGGUACAGGUCGUGCCCCCCGACAACGGCAUGAUGUCGGACAACGUCAUGUUGUCGGCCAACGGCAACCAAGGGGGCCAGACGACGCAGACCCUGAACGCGGCGGCAAUCACGGGGAUCGUGGUGAGCGGGGGCGCGGUCGGGCUGAUCGGCGGGAUCCUGCUGUACUUCUUCACCGUGGUACGCCGGCGCAAGAUGGACCAGGUCCACUGGGACUCGCUCGAGCGGGAGAAGGCCGCCAUGCAGAAGUCUCUCGAGGAGCUGAAGAUGGCCGUGCAGCGCGCGGGGACCUUCGACAGCCUGGACGAGAAGGGCGGCGGGGAGAAGAAGAAGCGGCCAAAGACCAUCAACCUGACGGGGAGCAACGGUCCCGGCGAGCUCGGGGUGCCGUCGAGGAUAUUCGAACUGCCGGCUUCACCAGCUAAGUUGGAAAAGAUCUGA
Messenger RNA from Diaporthe batatas, 972 nucleotides. RefSeq lists its product as uncharacterized. The record is from RefSeq and is a predicted model, not a curated record. NCBI's taxonomy places the organism in Eukaryota, Fungi, Ascomycota, Sordariomycetes, Diaporthales, Diaporthaceae. Bases 1 to 972 code for a protein of 323 amino acids. The transcript has 3 exons.